Molecule: messenger RNA, 1282 nt
Organism: Triticum dicoccoides
Lineage: Eukaryota; Viridiplantae; Streptophyta; Magnoliopsida; Poales; Poaceae
Exons: 8
Coding region: 197-925 (242 amino acids)
Source: RefSeq, a predicted model, not a curated record
CAAACGGCGGCGGCGUGUGCGCCCUACGUGGCCCCACCUCCGCCACCGCUUCCGCCUCACCGACGUGUCAGCAUCCCGUCCACAGUACCCGCCUGGACGAUUGGCAAUUCCUCCUCCUACUUGCUUGUCUUCGCCACAACUCUACCACCAAACUCCGUGCCCUCUUCGUCUCGCAGUAAGCUCCUAGCGCGCGACCAUGGCGGCGGCAGGUACCCUAGUCGUGUACAAGGCGGUGUUCGCCGCGCUUGGCUGCCUCAUGGUGGGUACCCUGGUGUACACCUGCAUCACCGACGGCUCGCCGUUUCGCACCGAGCUGCUGACCCCGUGGAUGGUGACAACACUGGUUGAUCUUUAUGUAAAUAUAGCAGCAAUUUCGACUUGGGUUGUCUACAAGGAAGGAAAUUGGAUUACUUCUAUCUUCUGGGUAGUAUUGUUGAUUUGUUUCGGCAGUGCCACUACAUGUGCUUAUAUUGUUAGCAAGUUAUUUGAGAUAACAUCUUCAGGGCUUUCCCAAAAUCCGCUUGAUCUUUUGUUGCUCAGGCAAGAUAAUCUACCUGAAAGGAAGUGUUCUUUUGUCGUCAUCGGAAGAACUAUUUUCAGCAUUCUGGGCAUACUCAUGGCUGCACUUGUCACGUAUACUGUCAUUACAGAUGGACUGCCUUUCAGGAAGGAUUUGUUGACACCGUGGAUGGCUGCAACCUUAAUUGACUUCUAUAUAAAUGUCUUUGCAAUAUCGGUAUGGGUUGUUCACAGGGAGUCGACUUGGAUCUCAGCAGUCAUUUGGAUAUGCUUGUUGAUAUGCUUCGGAAGCAUCACAACAUGUGGCUACAUUGUGGUUCAACUUCUCCAAGUGUCAUACCAAGACCCAGUCUACCAUCUGCUACUGAACUCCCAUAGCAAGUAUGGAAUCGCACCCUUGCAGUAAUCGCCGAUCCUCUUCUACUAUCCUGGUUAGCUUACAGUUGGUGUAAAUUCUGCUCGACAUGCAAUCAUUCAUGUGGCAUUUACCUGAUUGAAAUGUAGGAAGACCUGAAAACUCAUUGAAGGGAUAUGUUCUUGGUACACAAUAAUGUCCCCUCUGUUCAUAAAGGUGCCACAAUAAAGGGUAUACCAGAGUAGCAAUUAGAGAAGUUUUUUCUUUGUGGAAUGGAAUGAUUUCUUAACGAAGUUGAAGCUCCUUGUUAUGGUCUCAAAGGUGGUUUUGUAAUUGUAUAUCAAAUUUAAUUGCUUGGCAGAUGAUAGACAACAGAUUUUUCUUUUUUACGAAUAUGCAGAAGGCUUU